AUGCCGGCGGUAGUAGUUUCGUGCCGAUGGCGGCUCUGGCCCAGUCGAGGUCGUCCGGAUAUCCAGUGGAGAAACAGAGGGCGUCGGGUUCCGCCGCCGCCAUCGCUGUCGCUCGACCUCUGCCGCAGGACUCAGAGUGAGUAUGCCUGGUAUAUGAGACUGAAGCAGCAGCAGCAGCAGCAGCAACAGGCUUUGAUGCAGCAAGCUAUUCUCCAGCAGCAGUCGCUUUACCACCCUGGUCUCUUAGCUGCCCCGCAGAUUGAGCCCUUCCCAAGUGGGAAUCUGCCUCCUGGGUUUGAUCCAAGUACAUGCCGCAGUGUAUAUGUGGGAAAUAUUCACAUACAGGUGACGGAACCACUGCUUCAAGAAGUUUUUAACAGUACUGGUCCUGUGGAGGCCUGCAAGCUUAUUAGGAAAGAGAAGUCGUCCUAUGGAUUUGUUCAUUACUUUGACCGAAGAUCAGCUGGACUUGCAAUAUUGUCCCUCAAUGGAAGGCAUCUGUUUGGGCAACCAAUUAAAGUUAACUGGGCAUAUGCCAGUGGUCAGAAAGAGGACACAUCAGGCCACUUCAACAUCUUUGUUGGGGAUCUCAGCCCAGAGGUUAAUGAUGCCAUGUUGUUUGCUUGCUUCUCAGUGUAUCCUAGUUGCUCUGAUGCAAAGGUUAUGUGGGAUCAAAAGACUGGACGUUCUAGGGGCUUUGGAUUUGUGUCUUUCAGGAAUCAGGAGGUUUGGAAAUGGCUUGGCAGCAGGCAGAUUCGGUGCAACUGGGCCACCAAAGGUGCUGGAACCAGUGAUGAAAAGGCAAAUUCAGAUUCUAAAAGUGUUGUAGAACUUACAAAUGGCUCCUCAGAUGAUGUUAAAGAGGCAGCUAGUAGUGAUGCUCCUGAGAAUAACCCUCAAUACACCACCAUGUAUGUUGGGAAUCUUGCUCCAGAGGUGACCCAAGCUGACCUUCAUCGCCAUUUCCAUGCGUUUGGUGCUGGAUCAAUUGAGGAAGUUAGAGUCCAACGAGACAAAGGGUUUGGUUUCGUUAGGUACAGCACUCAUGCAGAAGCUGCUAUGGCUAUUUCAAUGGGAAAUACUCAGUCGUACAUGUACGGCAAACAAAUCAAGUGUUCGUGGGGAAACAAGCCGACUCCACCCGGGACGGCCUCCAACCCUCUUCCGCCACCGGCUCCGGCGACCCUGCCAGGGCUUUCUGCAGCCGAUCUUUUGGCUUACGAGCGGCAGCUUGCACGUUUAGGUCCUCAACAGCUCAUGUAUUAUUAG
Striga hermonthica is the source of this 1269-nucleotide messenger RNA. The record is from the annotation of a GenBank genome assembly. NCBI's taxonomy places the organism in Eukaryota, Viridiplantae, Streptophyta, Magnoliopsida, Lamiales, Orobanchaceae.